Molecule: messenger RNA, 2040 nt
Organism: Miscanthus lutarioriparius
Lineage: Eukaryota; Viridiplantae; Streptophyta; Magnoliopsida; Poales; Poaceae
Source: the annotation of a GenBank genome assembly
AUGGCUUUCAGGCCACUGGAUGUGUGGAACCGUUGGGCCAUCCAGAUCCUGCUGCUGUUGAGCCUCGGCAUGCACGUCCUCCUCCUACCCCUCGCCGGAAUCCGGCGGCGUCGAGCCCCAAUGCUGCUGCGGGUCCCUCUGUGGCUGGUGUACCACCUGGCCGACACCAUUGGGAUCUAUGCGAUCGGGAUCCUCUCCCUGAGCAGCGCGCCGCGCGAGCACCGGCUGAUGCCGUUCUGGGCGCCCUUCCUCCUGCUGCACCGCGGCGGCCCCGACAGCAUCGGCGCCUACGCAUUCCACGACAACCAGCUCUGGCUGCGCCACCUGCAGCUCUUCGUCGUCAAGGUCCUGGCAGUCACCUACGUCCUCUACAUACUUCUCCCUAGAGGCGACACCUUCCUUGCGCUGGCCUCUCUGCUGAUGUGGGCCGUCGGCGUCGCCAAGUACGGGGAGAAGGUGGCGGCGAUCAGGGGCGGAAACAAGAGCAGCAUCCGGAGCUCGCUCACGAAGAAGCCUCCCGCCGCCAGGCACCACCACGUUCACCACUGGGACCACGGCGUGCCGAACAAGGCCGCCGCCGUCGACGAGGAAGAAGCCCACCUGCGGCACGCGCACCACAUGUUCCACUUCUGCAAGCGCGCCAAGGUGGACCCCUCCUGGCUGGAGAAAGACCCCGAGCACAGCACCCUGGAGAUGCUCAGGGCGCUCAAGAAGCAGGACGCCAGGGGCAUGUGGGCGUUCGCGGAGCUGCAGCUCUCCCUGCUGUACGACGUCCUCUACACCAAGUCCGCCGUGGUCCACACCUGGCCGGGAUACCUUCCUCCGCCUCGCCUCGUCUCUCGCCAUCGCCGCCGCGUUCCUGCUGUUCCAUUUCAGUGGCAGAGACGACGACGUCGUCGUCGACGUGGUCGUCACCUACGUCUUGCUGGCAGGGGCCUUGGUCAUGGAGAUGGCGUCGGUGCUGAACGCGCUGGGCUCCUCGUGGACCUACGCCUUCCUGUGCACCACGCGGUGGAGCUGGCUCCGCUUGUCAAGACAAUACAGGGAAGAUCUGUCAGUGUUAGGAGGUGGUCUGGCGAGAUGGGGCAGUAUAACAUGCUGCACUUCUGCAGCCGUCACAGAAGGGCUCACAGGCCUCUUGCAGGAAGAAUGGCCAUGGCGCUGGGUUUCGAGUACUGGUGGAACCGGAAGCAUUACUCAGCCACAGCUGACAUCUCCGACGAGCUGAGGCAGGGGCUGUUCCGGUACGUGCAGAGUCUGACCGAGACGGGGCUGAACUCGCAGGGCGUGAUCAGGAAGAGCUGGGGUCAGGAGGCGCUUGAGAGAGAGGACAAGGGUUUGUAUGAACGCAUCAAACGAGACAGGAACCUCGGCGUGGAGUUCCAAGAGGGCGUCAUCAUCUGGCACAUCGGCACCGACAUCUUCCUCGCCAGAUCAAGAAGCGGUGUAGAAGAAGCAGCUCGUGGUGGUGACGAAGAUGCAGCAGCAGACCUCCUGCUGGUGGUGAAGUCGAUCAGGACACUGUCCAACUACAUGAUGUUCCUCCUCGUGAACCACCCAGACAUGCUGCCUGGCCUUGCCCAGGGCAUGGUGUACCGGCGAACCUGCGAGAACCUAUCCGACAGGUGCAAGAAUCAACAAGGUCGUCAUCUUAUUAACAGAGAUAUCGGUGCAAAGCUCGGAGAGAUGUUCUGCCUGCAGGAUGGCCCUGCUAGUGUCCCUGAACAACAACUGAGCCAUGUACAUGAGCUUGCCAACAAGGUGUAUGAGGAGAUGCCAAAAUACAGCCAGAGUGUCCCUCGCCUUUGCUACGCCAAUGGAGUCGCGGUAGAGCUGCUUGGCAGAGUCAAGGAGAAAGGCGUCGAGGCCGUCUUGAGAUUGCUCCUUGACGUGUGGAUGGAUUUCGUGGUGUACGCGGCCAAUCGGUGCAGCAGGGAGUCCCACGCCAAGAAGCUCAGCAGUGGCGGCGAGUUGACGAGCGUUGUCUGGAUGAUGGUAAACUUCCUUAACCAAGAAGCUUAUGCACGGCAGAAAGAUUGA